Molecule: messenger RNA, 888 nt
Organism: Lactuca virosa
Lineage: Eukaryota; Viridiplantae; Streptophyta; Magnoliopsida; Asterales; Asteraceae
Source: the annotation of a GenBank genome assembly
AUGUUUCAGCCACGCGAAACCAACCCACAUUUUCAGCCACGGAUCCAACGGCCCGCCCAAACCAAUGACCACACAGACGGUUCGACCCUUCCGACACGGUUCAGACCAUCCCCACCUUCUUCAUCUCCAACGGUUCCAAUCUUACCACGCUCACAAGGACCAGAUUCCCAUUUACCAAUAUCAUCUCCGGUACUAGUACCAGUUCCAGCAUCUGUACCUGCAAGGGGCCCACCACAUUCGCGUCCGUCGCCAGUUAGUCACCAACGCUUCGGUGUUCCCCACUACCCUUCACCAUCACUACAUGUCCCACCACAACGGAGAACCAAGCGCCUAACAUGGCUAGUCGCGAUAUGUUGUGUUUUCUUCUGGAUUAUUGUAAUAUUGGGAGGCUUGAUUCUACUGAUUGUCUACCUUGCGUACCGUCCACACUACCCUAAGUUUGAUAUCGCGAGCGCGAGCCUCAAUGCGGCGUAUCUUGAUCUUGGUUAUCUGCUUAAUGGGGACAUGACUUUGCUAGCAAAUUUUACAAAUCCGAACAAGAAAGUGAAUGUUGAAUUCCGUUAUAUGGUCAUUAAUCUUUAUUUUGAAGGUACUUUAAUUGCUGCUCGAUAUGUAGAACCUUUAUCGGUUUCGCCUAGAGGUUAUAAGCUUAGAGAUGUUCAUAUGAUAAGUAGCCAGAUCCCGUUUUCGAGAAGACAUGUAGCACAGUUGAAUGAGCAGAUACAAACCGGGAGGAUUAUGUUUGAAGCAAAGAGUUUCCUUCGUACAACGUCAAAUCUUGGUGGGUUUUUUCGAUACUCGUAUUGGUUAUAUGGUUACUGCAAAUUUGUAGUGAGUGGUCCUCCUAGCGGUAUUUUGGUCGCGAAAAAGUGUGAAACCAAACGGUGA